UCUAUCUCUCUCUCUCUCUCUCUCUUUGAAACAUUAAAAGAAAACUACCAAACCAAACCAAUAUCAUAGCGGUGCGCUGCCAUUACACAAUACCUCUCUCUACGCUAUGGGCUUCCCUGUUGGCUACACAGAGCUUAUACUCCCAAAAGCUCUAAUCCAAACUCUUUCUUUUCUGGGUUUCAUUAGGAGGAUCAUAAGCACUCUCUUUCGCUACCUGCGGCUCCCUGAUUUUCUUGAACCUGACAUUUCUUGGCCAGAAACGCCUCCCAGGUUUCCUGAGUUCUACUCCUUCUCCGCUAUCCUCAUACGCGAGAUCCUCCCCGUCGUCAAGUUCUCCGACCUUGUCGACCCGCCUGACAGUUGCGCUGUCUGUCUUUAUGAGUUUGAAGACCAAGAUGAGAUCAGACAACUCACCAACUGCCGUCAUAUAUUCCAUCGGAGCUGCUUGGACCGGUGGAUCGACUACGACCAGAAAACAUGCCCGCUUUGUCGGACGCCGGUGAUUCCUGAAGAUGUGCAGGAGACUUUCAAUGAGAGGCUAUGGGCUGCUGCUGGGAUUCCUGAGUUCUAUGGCGAGUAUUCUCAGAUUGCUGCCUUGUAGAUUUUGUAUUCAAUAAUUUUCAACCCCAAAAAUUUAAAAAAAAAAAAAUUAACCUUUUUCUUGCUCUUUCUGGGGUUGUUCAUACCCUAUAUAUAUGACGAAAACCAAAACUUAUGAUCAGAAUUAAAUAAUUUUGUAUAGUUUUCUUGCA
Molecule: messenger RNA, 752 nt
Organism: Hevea brasiliensis (rubber tree)
Lineage: Eukaryota; Viridiplantae; Streptophyta; Magnoliopsida; Malpighiales; Euphorbiaceae
Product: brassinosteroid-responsive RING protein 1
Exons: 1
Coding region: 107-601 (164 amino acids)
Biological process (GO): protein ubiquitination
Molecular function (GO): zinc ion binding; ubiquitin protein ligase activity
Source: RefSeq, a predicted model, not a curated record